This is a messenger RNA of Saccoglossus kowalevskii, 1077 nucleotides long. RefSeq names its product protein phosphatase Mn(2+)-dependent 1K-like. Gene Ontology annotation, biological process: protein dephosphorylation. Lineage: Eukaryota; Metazoa; Hemichordata; Enteropneusta; Harrimaniidae. Gene Ontology annotation, molecular function: protein serine/threonine phosphatase activity; cation binding. The record is from RefSeq and is a predicted model, not a curated record.
AUGUUAAAAACCACCAGACUGGUCCUGCAUGGUCGAAAUCAAUCUGUCUUGCACAUUCAUAAGAAAGCUGCAGCUCCAAGCACUUCUCAACAAACAAGAUGGCGUUCCUCACAGGGAAAGACCCGCAACAGACGUGGUGUCAACUUUGAUACCUUUGGGACAUGGGAUAAUAGGAUCAAUGCACCUAUUAUGAUACAGCAAAGCAUAAAGCAUGGAAAAAUCAUCCCAAAAGUAUCCAUAGAUGACGUCGGGCAUGCCUCGUUAACGGGAAGACGGAAAGUGAACGAAGACCGAAUAUGUAUCAAGGAAUUGACAGGACCGGAUCUUUUGUAUUUCGCUGUGUUUGAUGGACAUGCAGGUUCUUUAAUUGCAGAUUAUGCAUCUGUUUACCUGGAACAUUUUAUAAGAUUUUGGUUGGAUCAGGAGAAAGAUUUACAGAGUGUGCUGAAGCAUUCAUUCAUAGACUUUAAUAAUGUUUUAACAAGACACAUGCAUUUUGAGUAUGAAGAACCAGAGUUUUAUUUUAUGGGAUCUACUGCCACAGUGUGUUUACUGCGAGACGGCAUUGAGUUGGUGGUUGCUAGCGUUGGUGAUAGCCGUGCAAUACUGUGUCGCAAGGGUGUCGCUAAAAGAUUGACAAAAGACCAUGAACCAGAAGAUCCAGAUGAAGCUGAAAGAAUUAAAGCAAACAAAGGAUUUAUAAGUUGGAACAGUCUUGGUACGCCAUUAGUAAACGGUUCAUUGACAAUGACCAGAAGCUUUGGUGAUCUACCACUUAAGCGCUACGGUGUUAUCGCCGAACCAGAAACGACAUCUCUUGAGGUGCGGCAUAACCGAGACAGUUUCUUGGUGCUCUCAACUGAUGGUGUCAACUUUGUGAUGAACGAUCAAGAGCUAUGUGAAGCGGUAAACAGGGCACCCGAUCCAUCGGAAGCAGCACUUCGUGUGGCAGACCAAGCACUGCAGUACGGUAGUGAUGACAAUUGCACAGCGAUUGUUGUACCAUUUGGUCAGUGGGGGAAAUUUAAAAGCACAGCAAUGGGAUACUCAAGAAAUUUCUUCAGCAAUAGGUUUUAA